Molecule: messenger RNA, 1651 nt
Organism: Fopius arisanus
Lineage: Eukaryota; Metazoa; Arthropoda; Insecta; Hymenoptera; Braconidae
Product: dyslexia susceptibility 1 candidate gene 1 protein homolog
Exons: 7
Coding region: 140-1561 (473 amino acids)
Biological process (GO): outer dynein arm assembly; inner dynein arm assembly; cilium movement
Molecular function (GO): protein binding
Source: RefSeq, a predicted model, not a curated record
UGAUUUUUCACCAGAAUUUUGGUUGUUUGGUCGAUAGUAACCUCCAGCAGUCUUGAAAGCUUUCACCGCAUCUCGUCUUAGUCGUAAUCAUUAAAAACUUGCAGACAAGUUGCAUUAAUAAUUCAACAGCUAAUUAAAAAUGCCGGCAAUCCUGGUUAAGGAUUUUACUUGGCGACAAACUCCCGAGGAGAUUAUUAUCUUUGUCUCUCUGACAGGAAAGCCGAAGAAAGUGGAUAUAUUCGCCAUCGAAAAUUAUUUAAAAGUGAGUUAUCCCCCAUUCAUCCUAGAACUAUUUCUUCACGAUGAAAUCCUCGAGGACAAGAGCUCCUGCACUCUCAGCGAAGAAUUAGCAAUUUUAACAUUGAAAAAAUUACAAGAGGGUCGAGAAUGGCCGACAUUGACUCUCGAGAAUUUAACUAAAGAUGACAAAAAAGUGUUUCGCAUUCAAGCGUUGGAGAAGGCGCGAUUGUCAGCGGAGAAGAGAGCGGAAAAACGCAGUGAGACUCGUCAACUCCUCCAGAGAAAAGCGGUGAGAGAGCAAAUUGAAUUGGACACCCGAGUCCACAAUCACAUCCAGGAGUUGCGGGAUAAUCAUCGUCGGGAAGCAAUGACGCAAUUUGACGAUUGGCGGCAAAAGGCGGAAGUGCCUAUUUGCGGAGGAGCAACUGGAGUACUCCAGGAAAAUAGAAAACAAUACAAAACCCCUGUUAAAUGGUUCAAGGACUCUCCAGACCCUGAGCCAUCGUCAAAAUCUCCACCAGUUGAUGCUCUGAACAACAAACAAUUAUCUCACAAAAAGCAAUUGGGACUCCCGCGCGCAAACACUCGUGAAAUAUUGGAAAAUAAUAACGAGGAAGAUAUGAUACGAGGAAAAAAAAUAAUCAACGACAUUCUCAAUGGGAAAUAUCGUGAACAUAAUGAAAUAUUCGAUGACACCCCGAGACCGAGGAAAUGCGCAACCAUAAACGUCAAUUUUUCUGAGAGAAUAUUUCCAACUCCUGCCAGGGAGAGCAGCCAAUUGCAGGAGCAAGAGGUAUUUCAGUUUUUUUCUAUAAUUACAUCGGGGAAAAUAAUUUUUUUGAUGCUCCAGUGGCUGGUGAAACAGGCGGAGGCCAGGAGGAAAUGCGGAUUUGCGACUGAGGAUCUGUCACAGGAGGAACAAGACCCCCAGUGGCUCAAAGACAAGGGAGACGAAUUCCUCAAUGUCGGCAAUUACCUCGGAGCAAUAAGUGCGUACACCCAUGGAGUAAAAUUGAGCCCAAACAUGUCAUCGCUGUACGCAAACAGAGCAGCAGCACAAUACGCCCUGGGAAAUUAUAAUCGAUGCGCCGAGGACAGCUCCAAGGCGCUGGAGCUGAUGGUCCCAAAGUGCGAGGGAAACCGCGAUUCUCGUGCACGUUGUCACGCUCGACUUGGUGCGGCCCUUUGUAAAUUGUCGGCUCCACAACACGGAAUUCCAGAAUUCGAAGAGGCCCUCAAAUUGGCCCCUGAAAAUGAUACCAUAAGGAGGGACUUGGAGGAAGCUAAACAUUAUUUCCAUCUCCACAAUAGCAACCAGUGAUUUCUCCCUCUCGAGAUAAAAUACUCGAUAAUCAAAAAUUAUUUCAAUCUUUCGCACUAAUCCUUCGAUUUUCAUUUCCUCUAAACAAAU